UCGCUCCUUCAGCCCAGAGCCGCUGCCGCCGCCGCCGCCGUCGCCGCCGCCGUCGUCAUGGCUGACAACGCCGCCGCCGGCCUGGAGAACCACCGCUUCAAGAGCUUCAAGAAUAAGGGCCGCGACGUGGAGACCAUGCGAAGACAUAGAAAUGAAGUGACAAUUGAACUUAGAAAAAACAAAAGAGAUGAACAUCUGUUGAAAAAAAGAAAUGUGCCCCAAGAAGAAAGUUUAGAAGAUUCAGAUGUUGAUGCUGACUUCAAAGCACAAAAUGUUACACUAGAAACUAUAUUACAGAAUGCUACUAGUGAUAAUCCUAUUAUCCAGCUGAGUGCUGUUCAAGCUGCAAGAAAAUUAUUAUCAAGUGAUAGAAAUCCUCCUAUUGAUGAUUUAAUAAAGUCUGGAAUUUUACCAAUAUUGGUUAAAUGUCUAGAAAGGGAUGACAAUCCUUCCUUACAGUUUGAAGCUGCUUGGGCCUUGACUAACAUAGCAUCAGGCACUUCUUUACAGACUCAAGCUGUUGUACAGUCUAAUGCAGUACCUCUCUUCUUAAGAUUGCUCCAUUCACCGCAUCAAAAUGUUUGUGAACAAGCUGUUUGGGCCCUUGGGAAUAUUAUUGGUGAUGGUCCUCAGUGUAGAGAUUAUGUCAUAUCACUGGGAGUUGUCAAACCGCUUCUAUCCUUCAUCAACCCCUCCAUUCCCAUCACUUUUCUCCGGAACGUCACAUGGGUCAUUGUAAAUCUCUGCAGGAAUAAGGAUCCCCCACCACCUAUGGAGACAGUUCAGGAGAUUUUACCAGCCUUGUGUGUUCUAAUAUAUCAUACAGAUAUAAAUAUUCUUGUGGACACUGUUUGGGCUUUGUCCUAUCUCACAGAUGGUGGGAAUGAACAAAUACAGAUGGUGAUAGAUUCAGGUGUAGUACCAUUUUUAGUCCCCUUGCUGAGCCAUCAGGAAGUAAAAGUUCAGACUGCAGCACUAAGAGCAGUUGGCAAUAUAGUAACGGGUACUGAUGAACAGACACAAGUUGUUCUCAACUGUGAUGUCCUCUCCCAUUUCCCAAAUCUUUUGACACAUCCUAAAGAGAAAAUAAAUAAGGAAGCUGUUUGGUUCCUAUCCAAUAUUACUGCAGGAAAUCAGCAACAGGUUCAAGCUGUAAUUGAUGCUGGACUUAUCCCUAUGAUAAUUCACCAAUUGGCUAAGGGUGACUUUGGCACUCAGAAAGAAGCUGCCUGGGCAAUCAGUAAUUUAACGAUAAGUGGUAGAAAAGAUCAGGUUGAAUAUCUUGUACAGCAGAAUGUAAUCCCACCAUUCUGUAACUUGCUGCAAGUGAAAGAUUCUCAAGUAGUGCAGGUAGUUCUGGAUGGCCUAAAAAAUAUUCUAAUAAUGGCUGGUGAUGAGGCAAGCACAAUAGCAGAAAUUAUAGAAGAAUGUGGAGGUUUAGAAAAAAUAGAAGCACUGCAACAACAUGAGAAUGAAGACAUUUAUAAACUAGCAUUUGAGAUAAUAGAUCAAUAUUUUUCUGGUGAUGAUAUUGAUGAGGACCCCAGCCUCAUUCCUGAAGCAACACAAGGAGGUACUUACAAUUUUGAUCCAACAGCCAAUCUUCAAACAAAAGAAUUUAAUUUUUAAGCUCACGACAAUGCAGCUUGACUACCCUGCAUCGGUAAAAUACACAACCAGAUAUCUACCAUUGGAAAAACAGGCUCCAAGCACAUGCCCCUUUGUCUGAUGCUUCUAAAAGCAAGUUGUAUAUCAGUCAUUUUGCAGUUGCCAAAAGUACCUGUCACAUGGACUGUAAAUGCAUAUGCAUGAUCUCGUACACUGUUCAAUUUUUUUAACAGUCUCUGCUACCUUUCCCCUGAUUUUUUUUCCUUUUCCCGUGAGGCCACAAGCUGAUAACUGCAGUCUACAGUUUUAAGAAUACCUUUUCGUGGUGGCACAUUGGCUUCCCACACAAGAAUAGCUUUCUAUGGAAAUAGCGUGCUAUGGAUCAAGACUCUUUAGUAUGAUUUUGGAAGACUUCUGAGAGGCCCAGUCUAUUUUAAUUUUUUUGAGCCUCAACUGUUGUCCUCUACAAACAUAUUUUCAUAUAUUUAAUGUGGAAGAUAAAUAAAGGAAAAGCAAGUCAAAUUAUUUUCAUUGGUGAUACUGACAUUAAAAAAAAACUUCUUAAAAACUUGGUAAUUAAUUGGUUUAAAACAGACUACAUAUAUCAGUAAUUGUGUUCAUUACUGCCUUAGAAGCUUGGGCUUGAAGAAUGAACAUUGUAUUUGGACUAAUAAAAAGGUGACCAUUAUUCCUAAUUUCUAAGAACAGCAAGCUGUAUUUGACCACUCUUCAGCCUGUGUGUUCCUGCUUUUUUUUGAAAUAAUGAAAUGCUGUGCAUGGUAUUUUACCUGAGCUACCACCUAUUAUGGACUUGAACUUUUGUUUUAAGCUGAAAGCAAGAGUCCAGCAUUAAAGUAACAAAGCUAUUCCAAAUAAGCAUUGGUUGACAAGAAUCUUGCUUUCAUCUUUCAGUAGUCAAUAUAUUUUGGGUUUAAAUUUAUAACUGAAUAAUGUUGAUUUAUAUUGGUUUAAACUGUGGAGCUUUCAUGUUUACUGUAAUUUAGUCUUAAACUAUUUUUUUACUUACCAGUGCUUACGAUGAUGUGGUUGGCAACAAACUAGCAACUAUUUUAGAAGCACCAUAAUAGCUUCUUUUUGGAGUAUUGGAAGAGUUAUAGAAAAAAUAGUCUAUAAACUUAUUCAUAUAGUUAAAAUACAUACUAGUUGUGUGAGGCUUUGUGGAAGCUGCUAUUAUUCAGCAUAAGCAUAAAUGUACAGCUCACAAUGAAGACAUUUACUUGAGCUGGUAACUUGGGAGUAAUGGGGAAAUUAUCCAACCUGGCUCUAAAGAGGAUUUAGGAUUGCUGUGGGUAAACAUGAAAUUUAAACUGUGUAAGCUAUCAGACAAACUGAUAUUGUUGCUGUUGUUCACUGGAUGUACUUUGCUCCCAAUGCCUUGAUGUGAAGGGAUACAAAACGUAAAAGUAACGUAGUUAUUGGAUGUGGGUUGUAUUUACUGUGAUGAAGAUACAGACAGAUGCCAUGAAGAAAGCUUUGUUGAUCAGCUGUUUUUCCACAAUUAAGCAAGACAUUGCAGGUGUUCAUUCUUUUACUAUAUCUGCCAAGGUAGAGCCACUUUAAAGAGUGAUCUUGUAUCGCAAAGGAUACAAGUAUGUGUUUUAAAGUGCAAGAUUUUUACUUGCUAGAUAAUCUGUUUUAAUACAGUGUUUUGGCCUCUAUUUAUAGAUUUUAUAAAUUUUAAAAUCAAUUUCUCUUUAAGGUGGCUCAGACUUUUCAACUCCUGUGCACAUAAAAUUGAGUUGAAGUUCAUUGUGCCUUUUUUCUUUACCCAGACAUUAAAUUAAUUUGGUAACUGUAUCCUAUUAACAUUAUAGUCUAAAAUCCUGAAAUUGUGCUGUUUUUGCUGAAAACUAAGUAAAAAGAAAAUCAAAAUUAGAUUUUGUCAAUUUUGGGAAUUUCAAAGCAGAUAUGCAGUUAAUAAUGUGAACAAAUCUCUUUGUAAACAGUAUCCUCUAUGCCUAUAUUCUUGUCUUAGAUACUUCACUCAAAAUAAGACUGAUGAUUUUUCACUACUGUGAAUAAUGAUUUAUUUCUUGCACUCAGUGCAUUAUAGAUAAACAUAGGAAAAUCAAUUUAGAACAGUAACUUGUCUUUCUCUCAGUUCAUUAUCACCUUAUCAGCUCUUGAUAGAGAUUCAACCAUUUUGUAUUUUUCAGAAAGGGAUAAAGGCUUGGAUUUAAUUAUCCUGCUGCACAAGAGCAGAAGUUACUUGAAACUGUGUUGAGAGAAUUGCUGUUUUUAUUUUCACUUGUUCUUUCCUCCCUCCUUCCAUCUAUAGUCCACAGAAAGUGGUGCUGGAGGGGCCGGAGACCCUUCAAAACUGCUUUUGAUAGGAGAUGUCGAUAGUAGGAAUGGGCAAACUGAUCUCUAACCCCAUAUGUGAGUUUCUUCCAUUUAUGCCAUGGAAUGGGGUCUUUAUAUUCAAGCUAAAAUAUAUUGCUGCACUUUUAAGUUUUCAGAAGUGUUAAAAUUGCAUUGUGUUUUUUUUUAACUCUCAGUUAACAGAGUAAAUUGUUCCUUCAACAGAGGCAUCUAAAUGUGUUCUUAAUUUUGUAUAUGGGCUUAGGUUUUAUAACCAAUAAAAAGCUGCUAUCGAAUAUUAUAAAUAUGGAAGAUCUUAUUUUGAAAACAGUGAAAAUUCAUCACUGUUUAGUCUGUUGAAGGGUUUCAUUUCUUUGACAGUGCAGUAUUUGAGUUAAAAGAUCCCUUCAAUGACCUUUUAAAUUAGUAUUUGAAGUGAGCAUUCGUUUUGAAAGUUCAUCACAAAGAAAGUUUCAUAUUUGAUCCAGAUCUUUGCUCAGUGCCUUCUUAAGAUUAUGGGUCCAUUGACGGAAACAAAAUAUUAUGUGAUGAUGUUUAUAAAACAUAUUGUUUUAGAUGCAUUAUAAAUUACUUAAUCCUC
Molecule: messenger RNA, 4531 nt
Organism: Pantherophis guttatus
Lineage: Eukaryota; Metazoa; Chordata; Lepidosauria; Squamata; Colubridae
Gene: KPNA3
Product: karyopherin subunit alpha 3
Biological process (GO): protein import into nucleus
Cellular component (GO): cytoplasm
Molecular function (GO): nuclear import signal receptor activity; protein binding
Source: RefSeq, a predicted model, not a curated record